UUCCAAAUGGUGUUGAUCAAAGUUUCGUCCAAUUUUUACAGUUCAUCUUAAUUGUAGUUAAUUAAUGUUAAUUUUUUUUUAAUUCUUUGUUAACCAGUUAACACAAAUAACGCGCUACAAUUAACAUAUGGACAAUCAUCACGUGAUUAAAGUUUACGCAUACCCAAAGAAUGGUAAAUGAUUAGACAACAUUAAAUAUUUUCGCCAUCUUCAUCAUUGUUUCUCAAUUGUGCAACCAAAAGUACAUAUCCUACAAUAUCGAUUAACCUUAAAAGACAAAACUGAGCUGAUUUGAAGAAAACUCAACAAUUGAAUGUUAAUAUUUUCAAAUUUACUACAUUCAAUUUGAUUUUCGGAAUAACAAAAUUGGGGUAUAACAAUUACCCCUUUUACGAGAAGGAGCCGUUAAAGUAGUGGUAACACUGUUAACUUGGAACAAGGUGACUAUCACGUUGGGGAUCUUCACAGUUAUUUGCUUCUCUAUUUCUAUCCAUACAUCUUUUGAUUUUUUUUUGUUCGUUGAGAAAAAAAAAUCGGCGAAAAAAGUUACCUUUCAACCGUGACCUGUGAUUAUCCUACUAUCAUAUCAAAGUUUUCCUAUUUCUAAGAUUCUAAUUCUCACCUACGCUUUCUGGUGGUUGGUGGCUUUUCAUUUCGUUUAUAUUUUUCUCUUCUCAUUCUUCAUCUUUUUUUUUUGUUAUUCUAUCAUAUCGACUUCACGUUUGUACUUUUCCAAUUUUUAUUGUUAAUCUUUUGUCUUUCUCUCCAUCGAAAAUUAUCCAUAUCUAGGCGAUAAAAUUCUGGUCCUUUGUAACAAGUAUCUACCUGUUCUCUCACCACACAAGUUAAGGUGAAACUCUAACAAGUGGUCACUCACUUCAUAUACUAUUAUCUAUAGAUAAUAGUGGUCAAGAUGGAUCUAAGUGAUAUAACACCACUAAUCAGUGCUUUCAUGGUAGAUUCUCCAAUCGAUGAUUCUGAUGAUAGUACAGAAUGUGGAAUGGUAACCAAAGUGAAUCGUAUAAUCUCUGGUCAACCAGCUCAGUCUUACAAUGUCUACAACUCGAAGUUACCUUAUUCUUCAUCCUUACAAUUAGAGGCAACUAAUUAUUUCAAAGAGAUCAAAUUAAGCCUGGGAAAAAUGAUUACUCUCUCUGCAAGCAAAGCUGAUAUAAUCGAAGUGAAAAAUUACAUCACUCUUUAUGGUCACUAUUUCACUAAAGAAGAUCAUAUUCUGUUGAUUAAAACUUUCCUUCAAAUCAUGCAAAUACCUGGAAUUGAAAUGUCAUCUCUAACUGGUAUAAUUUACAUUUUAAAUUCACUUUUAAGGAAAAAACGUUUAAUAUCACCUAAAGAGUUGACAAUUGAAUGGCGUCCUCUUUACGAUAUUUACUGCAAGUACAUUUUCGAGAGGAAAAAUCUCUUCCAAAUGGGUCAAUCUUAUGGUUUCGAGUCAAAUCUUCGUGUCCUUAUAGAUGUUGCUAGGAAUUAUUUUUCGGUUGAAGCAACUCGAGAAAUUCUUGAAGAAAUUCGUCCGGUUCAAUGUCCUUUCACUGCAUGUAAAAUAUUCCGAUGCUCUUUCUUAUUAGGACUUUUUUUACCCACUCAAAUGUACCCAGAAGAUCAUGAGAAAGGUUAUAAACUUUGGUUUGAUGAAAUUUUACAAUUAUGGUCGGGACCCAAUGCUAUUCAAUAUGAGAAUAUUUUCUUUAAACUAUUGUCACGUUUGGCAACACAUAAUAUUGGUUACAUUGACUGGUCACCUUAUAUGUCAACCAUUUUCACCAAAUAUACCAAAGCGAUGAACAAUUCAGUUAAUCAAUCUCCUUUGGCUAUUCUUGCUCUUACAACUGAUUGUACUCCAUUGGUUAACUGGAUUGUCUCAAUGAUUGGUGGACCUCAAUCAAAAGCACUAGAAUAUAUUGAGGCUCUUUUCAAAGCCGUUGAAUCUAAUUUUCAUCCCAGUAACAUGUCCCGAUGGAGCUCACAGUUAACUAAUAUAUUGUCCAAGUUAUCAUCAGCUUUUAUCUUACGUAUAUAUAAGGAACGAUAUCGUAAGAAAACUUGGGAAUUUAAAACACCUAAAGAAUAUCAAAUCACCGAAGAAGAGAUCGAUAAAUUUGUUGAUGUUCUUCAACCUAUUCUAUUGACGGCAAUGUUUUCACGUUUUGGAACUCAAAGUAUUUUUACCUCUAUUCGUGAUUUGGCCUGGCUUCGGCCAGAAAAAGUGAUACCACCUCUAGUUGAGAAACUUUAUAUCGCUUUGGAUUCUAAUUUAGAAGCUCAUCGACUUAAUUCUCUAAUGUCUACCUUAUACAUGGUGGCUCCCGUUAUGGUUGAUGGUCUUGGCCGUUAUGAUGAGGGUAAAACACACUUGAUAAGUUUACUCUUUGCCUCUCUUCCCGGUCUUGAUUGUAAUGAUAUCAAAAAGUGUGGUAAUACUUGUGGACUAAUUUCACAUCUCGUUGACUCUGUACCCAUAAUGGAUUGUUCAGCAAUGGUUGAUAUAAGAAACGAUUUAACAGAAGCUGAAUACAACAUUGCUCUUGAAACUGCUCGAUUCGAGGAAUUUGUCCUGAUCUUUUUGGAGAAAGUGUUAAGUCUUGUUGAAAAUUACGCACCAGAACACCGGCCAGAAAAAAUUGACAAUGAUCCAGUUAAACAGAGUUCAGAUGAAUCUUAUUUUGAAUCGUCAAUGGUUUUUGCUUUAUCUAUGGUUCUAAUAUACUCGUCACCACAAAUCUUUGAAAAAGCUUUGGAUAAAUUGUUCAUUUUCUUGCGAGGUCGACUCUUCGAAUCUAGAUCGACAAUAAAAAUGAUGACCACAGUUUGUGGUCUAUUUGCCAGAGCCAAUCCCAGGACAGUUCUUGAAAAAUUUUUGCCUUAUCUUCAUUCAACUAUUCUUGGAUUAACCGAUAAUGAGGAUGUUUUUGAAGAGGAAUCAGUUGAUGUACAGCUUAUCUUAGCCUUACAAAUUACCUCUGAAAUUAUAGUUGAAGGAACUUGCCUUGAUGAACAUUCUGAGAAAAUAUUUGACAUAAUUAGACGAGGCCUUAGAUUAAAACCUAGUCAAGGUUACAAAUCGGCUGCCGUUUUAUUGAAAAAUUGCCUCGAAAGUUUGACUACGGUCUAUCCUAAUCCAAAAACCACCUUUAGCCUUUCAUGGGAACAAUUGUCCGAUUUCACAAAAAUCAACCCAAUCCGAUUAUGGGGUAAACAUGAUAAAACGGAAGAUAUCACUUUCGAUUGGUAUGUGCCUUCGGAUAAGGAGAUCAAACUGACUCAGAAACUUUUGGAUGAAUUCUUAACCCCUGAAAUACAAUCUCUCAUUAAAUGGACCAACAAUGAACUAACGUUAACCCGUGAAGAGGUUCACCGAAGUCUUAACAUUGUACUUUUUUGUGUCGCUGGUUCAUCUGUGGUAUUACCUCUUUUUGACAGUGAAGAAUAUUUUAUCCUUGACACCACAGUUCCCCCUUUGAGUGAACGAGUUCAUGAAAUUGGUACCAAAACUGUUCACCUUUCGUCUGGAGCUAAUCCCCGUCAAUUAGUUGCUGAAUCUAAUCGAACCAUUUUAAAGCAUGUCAUUGCAAACUGUUCAGAUGAUACUAAAUCGUUGGAUCUUAUCAUUAGGAUUUUUCAAUGUGUUAUGGGUUGGACAAAAUCUUCACGAUCAAUGAAAUCGUCUCGUGAAUAUUACAAUACAGUUAAAAACAAUUUGAAAAACAAACUAAUGGGAAUUAAACGAUUACCCAGACGAAUUAUCAUUGAACGAAUCGGAAUGCAACAUGAGACGAGAAUCUCUUUGAAAAAGUGGGGAAAAUUCACUAAACUUCAUCAUGAUAUUGUUCUUGAUAUUAUUUCUCUCGCCUUGAGUCAUUAUUCUGACGUUCGAGCUAAAGCUCACAACGCUUUGCUCCAAUUUAAACAUCCAUUUGGUUAUCGAUUAGUAGCUUCCGAGUUGACAAGAGUGUUCAAUAAACCACGAACCGGAGAGACUGAAGAAAUUCAAGGAGCUUUGACAAUUCUCCUCAGUCAUCAUUCGGGCGCUUUCUUAAAUGUUUCUGACUGGGAAUGCAUUGUACCUUUAUGGUUGGCGCUAAUUAACACCGAUUACUCUGAAAAACCAGCCAUCAUCGCUCUAUUGGAACAACUUACCAAACAGGCGGCGAACAAAUUACAACCUUUGCUCAUCGAAUAUAAAAUUCCCCCUGAACUACAUGAAAUCGGCAAACAACUGUUCACCACUGGAAUUAUUCCUGACACUAAACCUCCUGAUGAAGAGACCAUUGAAAAGGGAAAGAUCGCCUGUGACAUUGCCAAUCAAUCUAAGCACGAUUUGUAUGUAUAUUUUGUCCAUAAAUUGGUAGAUUCAAUCGAAACAGGUCAACUUCAUUGGCGUCAUCUUCAAUUUGCUUUUCUACUUCUUCAAUCGUUGAUUCGUAAAGAUAUUAAAUUCCCUAUUGAAGGUGUACGAAUAAUUGUUAAAAACUUAAUCAACGAUCAUAUUUCAAUCCGACGAAUUUGUAUCAAUGGAGUUGCUGCGAUUUUACGUCAACACAAACCGGAAAUUAAGUUUGAACAUGUUCCAGUUAAUAUGAAAGCCGAACAAUCUACUGAAUAUGAUUGGCUUUACUUCAACCCCGAUAUUGAUUAUAUGGAUGAAAACAUUUGGAAUGAAACAAAAUGGGUCAAUCGAACCUUUAUCUCUCCAACAUAUUCACCCACAGAGGGAAUUAAAUAUUACACCGAGGCUUCAGCUUUUCAAGCUCGUAACCUCGACUCUGUCAGUCCCGAAGAAGCUGUGAUCCUUGAGUUUUUCCUCGACAAGGUAAAAGUCACUAAACUGCUCGAUUUUAUUACACUUGACGAUAAAAAGACCAGUCUCCUUGGACCUCGAAGAUUUAAGAUAUUCCAAGGAUUAUUCCGUAACUUUGGGGUUACCACAAUUGAUGUUUUCCGUGAUUUCUUUGAAAAUAUGACCACCGAAACAAAAGAAAAUGUACAUAAAUGUGGCUGUGACGUUCUCACGGGUUUGGUUAGAGGAUCAAAAUAUUGGCCUUACAAAGAUAUGAUCACUUUACGUGGCCUUCUUGAACCAAUUCUGAAAAAAGUAUUGAAAAUCAUUUCAAGAGAAACAACUGAAAUCUAUGUUGAAUUUUGUGUCUUUGGUUUCCGACGAUUGGAUGGUCGUCGAUACUCUUGGUUAUUCCGUUAUCUUCUCGAAGAUCCUCUUAGUUCAAGUGAUACAACGGCCACUGCAUUCCAGUCAUUUUCCCGUUUAAAAAUGCUCAGUGAUCUGCUCAUUAGUCAAUGUUGGCGAGCGAUGCCUUAUCUACGACGCCUAUUUGACCAUUUAUUGCAACAUAAUCAUCUUAAAAAUCCAUAUCAAAAUAUACGCCAGUUAAUUGGUUGCUCAUUAACUCAAUUAUUACAAUUUGAUAAUGAUUUUUUCAAUUCAACUGCUAAACCAUUAGCCUUAGCACCCAAAAUUGAAGAGCUACUGACCAGUGUCCUCCCUGAAUUGGAAGGAGCUUCAAUCAAUGAUCCCCGUCUUUCUAAAGGUUUCCCUUCCUCCUCCUCUGUUUCCCAAAUGGAAUCAAUUGAAUCAUCACAUUCAUCAUCUCCGUCUUCCUCUGCAUCCUCACCAAUGGUAGUAGUUGAUUCCAGUGGAAACUCAAUUGAAGAUGUAGAAAAAGAAUCGUGUAAUUUACUAGCAACUCUUUGCUAUUGGCUUCAUCCUCAUCUUUCACUUAAUCCACAUAUCACUAGACCACAGAUUCUUCAACUUGUGCCUAUUAUAAGUGAAAUCAAAAAUCGUUCAAAGGACGAUGAUCUAACCGCCUGUGCAAAUGAAGCAUUAAACUCAAUCGGACAAUGUUCAAUUAAUGAGAAAUAUAUUGAUUCAGCUUUAGAGAUAUGCAAAAAGAUGACUGGAAGUAAAUCAUGGCAUACACGAGUUUCUGUUGUCAUAUUUAUCCAAUGUAUGGUUUCCUCGAAUUUGUUCACCUUGAUGAAUGACCGUACUCGCAAUAAAAUUGUCUCCGAUAUGAUUAUUGAUCUAUUACAAGAUGAUCGAUUGGAAGUUCGUGAAAAAGCUGCUGGUCUUCUUGGUGGUCUUAUCCAUUAUCAAUUCAUAAAAAUUGAUAAACAUUUAAUCAACCAAUUUAAAACUAAAUGCGCUCGUAAAUUAACUAAAAGUACACUUAAUUAUAGUUAUGAUAGCAACGAGUUAAAUGAAAAACAUGGAGGAGCAUUAGGUUUAUGUUCAAUUGUUAGCGCUUAUCCUUAUGAUGUUCCGGAAUUCCUUCCGGAUAUACUCAUGUUUCUAAGUGACCAUCUUCACGAUCCCCAACCAAUUCCAACAACAAUUAGAAAAACUCUUUCUGAUUUCAAGAGGACACAUCAUGAUAAUUGGCGUCAACAUAAAGAAAAAUUCAAUGAAGAUCAAUUAGCGAUAAUCACUGAUUUACUUGUUUCACCAAACUAUUAUGCUUAACAAUAACAAUCAUCAUCAAUAAAAUGAAAACAUUGUUGACACAAUUGUUACUUCAUCCAAGUAAAAAUCCAUGGGGAAAAAACCAAAUCAAGAUGAGAAAACCAAUCAACAAUCAAAAACAACAAAAUCAAUCAAAUGCAGUUAAUCAUGAAACAAGAGUAAAACAAAAAAAAACCUGAACCAUUGAAGAGGAGAAACGUAGUGAAAGCAAAAACGAAUAACCUAAAGAUAAAAACAAUUAAAUAUCUAACAAUCAAAAUCUCAACAACAAAAAGGAAACCUUUUUUUCUGCCAAAAUAACAAUAACAAUUAAGUUAAUCGUUUCCACUUUAUGUCGACAAUUUCGUAAAACAAAACUGUAAUUGAAAACCUUUUUCCACUAGGACUCUUUUUGCAAGGAUCAUUUCAAAAUCUUGCUAAAGUUUAUCAUAAACAAAAACAUUAGCUUAUAUUAAUCAAUGAAUAAUCAAAAAGAAAACAAUUUAAAUUUAAAUCAUAUUAAUAAUAAAUCAAAAUUUAAAUACCGUUACAAAUGAAUAAGAAAUAAAAUAAAUGCCAUUUAGAAACAAAAACAAA
Messenger RNA from Panonychus citri (citrus red mite), 7075 nucleotides. Its product is annotated as proteasome activator complex subunit 4-like. Gene Ontology annotation, cellular component: cytosol; nucleus. Gene Ontology annotation, biological process: proteasomal ubiquitin-independent protein catabolic process. NCBI's taxonomy places the organism in Eukaryota, Metazoa, Arthropoda, Arachnida, Trombidiformes, Tetranychidae. The coding region runs from base 914 to 6499 and encodes 1861 amino acids. Gene Ontology annotation, molecular function: peptidase activator activity; proteasome binding. The transcript is spliced from 8 exons. The record is from RefSeq and is a predicted model, not a curated record.